Striga asiatica is the source of this 2542-nucleotide messenger RNA. NCBI's taxonomy places the organism in Eukaryota, Viridiplantae, Streptophyta, Magnoliopsida, Lamiales, Orobanchaceae. The record is from the annotation of a GenBank genome assembly.
AUGGCUUCAUCUGUAUAUAGCUCUUCGUGCCGGGAAUUGAAGGAAGCGGUUUUCUGUAAUUUGUUCUCUCUGAGCUGGGCUUGCGGUGGCCCGAAGUCUUCCGGUGAGGAUUUGCCGCCUGAGAUUUCAGUUUACAUUGUUCUUUUAGUGGACGGAUUUAUUGAGCUUGAUUCUGCGAAAUAUCUUCAAAUGAUUAGGCUCUCAUGGGGUCAUUUCUUCUUCUUCUUCUUCUUAGCAUCAUUUUCUUUUUUGGCUAAAAAAGUAAAGACGGGAGCUUUUGAUGGAGUAUUCCUGAUGACUUUCUCUUGUAUUUUGGCUACCAAAGACAGGACUGUGCUUUCUGCUCUGGUUGAGGGGCAAUUGAUGGACUUGAAUGCAUCCCCUGAACCGGAAGAGGACGAUGUGUUUCCUGAGCCACAUUCAGAAGAGGAAAAUGUACGAUAUGAACAUGCAGACUACAACGAGCAUGUGGAUGGGGGCGAGAGUGCAGUUCAGAUUUCACGCCGGCUCUUUGUUGCAAAGCCCUGCCAUCUGAUGACAACAAUCAUACUUAAUACUUUUUGUGGAACAUUAUGCUGCGUUUGUUUCGACUCCUUGCCUUCGCAUUUGUUAUUUCAGAGUCAAGAGCGUGAAGAAAGGAUGCAACGGAUACGAAGACAGCGUCCUGAUGAGAAACCAGCCUAUGGAUAUCAGUCAAGUCAGCGAGAUGUUGGGUAUCAAGUGAAGAGGCAGAGACCUAAUAGUAGACUUCCGCCAGGUUGGUUAGACUGCCCUGCUGUCGGACAAGAAAUAGGUUUUUUGGUACCCUCGAAAGUUCCUUUAGGUGAAUCAUAUAAUGAUGAUAUUCCUCCUGGUAGAAGAUACUCUUUCAGGCAGCUUGGUUUGGUGAUUGAUCUUACCAAUUCAAGUAGAUACUAUAAUGCACUUGAGUUGAAGAACGGUGGUAUGAAGCAUGUGAAGAUUGCAUGCAAGGGGCGUGAUUCAGUGCCAGAGAAUGAGGCUGUAAAUAAAUUUUUUAACGAGGUUCUCCAGUUUGUGACUCGGCACAAGCAACAAAAAAAAUAUAUUCUUGUUCAUUGCACACAUGGGCAUAACCGUACUGGAUAUAUGAUUGUCCACUAUCUCAUGCGUACGCUGCCCAUAUCUGUCUCUCAGGCAAUCAAAAUAUUUGCUGAUGCACGUCCACCUGGGAUUUACAAACCAGACUACAUUGAUGCUUUGUACUAUUUCUAUCACGAGAAGAAGCCUGAUAUGGUUGUUUGUCCCCCAACUCCAGAGUGGAAAAGAUCCUCCGAUCUCGAUUUGAAUGGUGACGCGGUGCUAGAUGAUGACGACGAUGAUGGAGAUUCUAUAGCUCCUGUAGAUGAUAUUAAGGAGACACAGCUGGUCAUGACAAAUGAUGAUAUAUUGGGAGACAAAAUACCUUUUGACCAAGAAUUAGCAAUGCGACAUUUCUGUUAUCAGAUUAUGAAGUUGGCUAUGCCACAAGGGGCAAGAGGACCUCAGAAUUUCCCUGGUUCACAUCCAGUUUCCCUUAACAGAGACAACUUACAAUUGUUAAGGCAACGUUACUACUAUGCAACAUGGAAAGCUGAUGGAACGAGAUAUAUGAUGCUAAUCACCAUGGAUGGUUGUUACUUGAUAGAUAGGCAUUUUACUUUCCGGAGGGUCCAGAUGCGAUUUCCUUGCAGGCAUGCUAAUGAAAAGGGAAUGACUGAGAAAACGUUUCAUCAUUAUACUUUACUUGAUGGAGAGAUGAUAAUUGACACCAUGCCUGAUUCACAGAAGCAAGAAAGAAGAUACUUGAUCUAUGAUAUGAUGGCCAUUAAUCAAAUUCCCAUUGUUGAGCGACCAUUUUACGAACGCUGGAGAAUGCUGGAGAAGGAAGUGAUUGAACCUCGGAAUCUUGAGAGACAACAUAUAUAUCAGAGCCAAAACCCUUAUUACAGAUAUGAUUUGGAACCUUUCAGGGUACGAAGGAAAGAUUUUUGGCUGCUUUCCACCGUUACAAAACUCUUGAAAGGAUUUAUUCCAAAGCUUUCCCAUGAUGCAGAUGGUCUUGUUUUUCAGGGUUGGGACGAUGCUUACGUUCCAAGGACCCAUGAAGGCCUUUUGAAAUGGAAAUACCCAGAAAUGAAUUCAGUGGACUUUCUUUUUGAGAUGGUAGACGAUCAUCAAUUACUCCAUCUGUUUGAGCGAGGAAAAAAAAAAUUGAUGGAUGGGAGAGUUGUGUUCCCUGAUGGGAAUGACCCGUCAACUUAUUCAGGGAAGAUUAUAGAGUGUUCAUGGGAUUCUGAAGAAAGCGUAUGGGUGUGUAUGAGGGUUAGGAUCGACAAAGGUACCCCUAACGAAUUCAACACUUACAAGAAGGUUAUGAGGAGUAUAAAGGACAAUAUAACAGAAGAAGUGUUGCUGAACGAGAUAAACGAAAUCAUACGCCUGCCAAUGUAUGCGGACAGGAUACAAAACGAGAGCAAAGCCCAUCAACACCAUUCAGCUCGUCGUAGGUGAUUGAGAAGUAAGUUUCAAUGAGCUCUAGUGU